UCUGCUUUUUUAUAUAAAAAUUCUUAACUACAUAUUCUUUUUUUCUUUUCUAAUAAACAACGAAUUACAUAAAUUUUCUCAAUUGAAAUGAAAUAAUUAAAAAUAUUUUUGACAGUACAGUGCAAGUAUUGGUAAAUAGUAUUUUUAAAGUUUUGUCAGUAGCAAUCCCACCCUCUUCUAUAGUUUGAUGACGUUAUGAAGUAUGAAUCAGCUGACAGAUACUGCGGAUUAAGAGUUAAACAUCAGGAGGACAUUUAAAAAGAAUUUAUAAUAAAUAUUAAAGACAUUCAAGAUGUCUUUAAAUACUGCACACGCUAAUGGGGGAGUGCUUAUUCAUUCAGGAGAGUGCAUUUUACUUUUCUGUGACAAUGUUUCCAUGGAAUUUCAUGGACAAGAACAACCGGAAUUUCUUGGACGUAAACAAGGACGACUUUAUUUGACUACACAUCGAAUGAUUUUCAAUGCCAAAGAUCAUAAGGAAAAAAUGCAAUCAUUCAGCUUUCCAUUUGUCACAUUAUCUGGAGUUGAGCUUGAACAGCCAGUUUUUGGUUCAAAUUAUAUUAAAGGAAAAUGUCGAGCACAAGCCAAUGGAAAUUGGGUUGGUGAAUGCAAAUUUAAACUUUAUUUCAAAAGUGGCGGAGCAAUUGAAUUUGGACAAGCUAUGCUGAGAGCUGCUUCAAUAGCUCAACGUAAUGGUCCGCAAUUUGAUGCACCACCUCCAUAUGAAGCACCAACUUCAAAUUGGUAUGCUGCACCUCCUCCAGCUUAUCAAGCAGCACCAACUGGAUAUUAUGGUUGGUCACCACCAACCAAUGUUUUUCCCGAUGCUCCUCCAGCAAACAGCGUUUAUAUGACAGAUAUGCCACCACCGUAUCCGGGAAUAAAUGCACAAUAUCAAGGUUACGCGAGCGGAGGAAAUCCUCAACAACAUGGUGCUUGGGGACAACAACCAGGUUGGACACCACAACAUCAAAAUGGAGCACCUGCUUGGGCUAAUCCAAAUUACAAUAAUCAACAAACUCCUCAAGCAGAUGCAAAGGCUGCUGAAGCUGCGCAAAGUGCCUAUUAUGAUCCCAAUAAACCUCAAUGCGCUUAUGUACCGCCUCCAGCAUAUUAUGAAAGUCCUCCUAGUUUUCAACAAGCGUCAGCAAAGAAAGACCAGUGAAUUUUUAAGAGUUUAAAAAAAAUGGAGGACUGCUAAAGAUGAUUUAAAUCUAAUAUUACAUUUGUUUUAAUUCUCGUAUUAGAUAUUUAAAUGGGAUAAAAAAAUACUUGUUUAUUUAUUUUUUACGAGCACUUCACUUGCAAACACUUUUUAUACAUUCCAUGAUAGUUUUUUUUUUCUAUGUAUUUCUCUUUUAUUUGCAAUUUUUGCAACAUUUUACGAUUUAAGUUCACAAUUUAUUAUUCAAGUUUUAUGAAAUUAUGAAUUUCAAUUUUUUUACUCUUAUUAUUUGGUAAAAUUCUAAGUGUUUUAGAGUUAAGUAUGUAUGUGAUAUGUUAGCGCAUCUUGAUUGGUAUUAAAUAUAUAUAUAAUGAUAUAA
Messenger RNA from Leptopilina boulardi, 1544 nucleotides. It is a transcript of the gene Wbp2, whose product is annotated as WW domain-binding protein 2. The transcript is spliced from 6 exons. NCBI's taxonomy places the organism in Eukaryota, Metazoa, Arthropoda, Insecta, Hymenoptera, Figitidae. Gene Ontology annotation, biological process: positive regulation of DNA-templated transcription. Gene Ontology annotation, cellular component: nucleus. Gene Ontology annotation, molecular function: transcription coactivator activity; chromatin DNA binding. The record is from RefSeq and is a predicted model, not a curated record. The coding region runs from base 293 to 1165 and encodes 290 amino acids.